Molecule: messenger RNA, 1594 nt
Organism: Drosophila sechellia
Lineage: Eukaryota; Metazoa; Arthropoda; Insecta; Diptera; Drosophilidae
Gene: qkr58E-3
Product: quaking related 58E-3
Exons: 6
Coding region: 82-1044 (320 amino acids)
Biological process (GO): regulation of alternative mRNA splicing, via spliceosome
Cellular component (GO): nucleus
Molecular function (GO): mRNA binding
Source: RefSeq, a predicted model, not a curated record
CUCUGGCACCAUUUUAGUUCAUUGAUAUACAUACUGUUUUUCAGUCUACGUUUUAAUUGUAAUUUUUCGGUAAGGAUUGUUAUGAUAAAAAUGGAAACCCCAAGCGAGUUUGCUGAGAAGCAGCCUCCUACCCACGACCACCAGCCGCGUCUGAACGAGGUGGCCCAAAAGUUUCUGGCCGAUUUGGACGAGGAGCGCCAGCGAUUGUCCGCGGACUUUCCACUUUGCGCACUGCUAAUCGACGAGGCUGUGGACCGCGUCUACUGCACUGGUCGUAUUCCCGGCAAGGAGUUCUACGCAGACGUGUACAAGCAGAAGCCGAUGAAGAUUACACAAAAGGUAUUCGUGCCCGUAAAGCAGUAUCCCAAGUUCAACUUCACUGGCAAGAUCCUGGGGCCCAAGGGCAACUCGCUGCGUCGCCUUCAGGAGGAGACCCAGUGCAAGAUUGCCAUUAAGGGUCGCAGUUCGAUCCGCGAUCGUAACAAAGAGGAGCAGCUGCGCAGCACAGGCGAUCCGAGAUAUGCCCAUCUUCAGAAGGAUCUAUUCCUGGAGGUCAGCACGGUGGCCACUCCGGCGGAGUGCUAUGCCCGCAUAGCUUACGCCCUGGCCGAGAUCCGUAAGUAUCUUAUUCCAGACAAGAACGACGAGGUUUCGCACGAGCAGCUGCGCGAGCUGAUGGAAAUGGAUCCCGAGUCGGCCAAAAACAUUCACGGACCCAAUCUGGAGGCUUACAGAUCUGUCUUCGACAAGAAAUUUGGAGGCAACAGCAAUGGGGCUCCCAAGUAUAUCAACCUGAUUAAGCGAGCUGCGGAAAAUCCGCCCGAAGUCGACGAUGUGGAGGAGGUGGCCUAUGAGUAUGAACAUCGUAUGCCCCCCAAGCGUCCUCCUACUGGCUAUGAGUACAGCAAACCACGUCCAUCAAUAAUACCGACAAACGCUGCGGCAUAUAAACGUCCAUAUCCGACUGACAUGAAACGUAUGCGCGAACCGCCCAUCAAGUCCUAUAAGCCCAAUCCGUAUACAAUACUUAAAAAAUAUAAAUAAUAGAGCUCCGGUUGAUUUCGUCGCACACCGCUAUAAAUGAAAACAAAGGACAAUGCUUAAAAUCCAUGCUGGGAGCACAUUGAAAAUACUUUAAUCAAGAAGAAAGCAGCAUUCAAAAUGAUGCUAUCAAUGAAUAAACAUUAACAUUUAUAAAACGCGCACUUGCGCUAUCAAUUUCCACAAACAAUAUUAACCUUAAAUUUUUAUUCCCAUAAAUAUGUUAAACUGUUGGCAUGCCUUUUCUGGACCAUUUCAACAGAUAAUAAGUCAAAUAAUUCCUAUUAUGUUUAAAUUAUGAUUUCCUGAGUUCGUAAUUUCUUAUGAAUUAAAAAAAUGUAAUAAAAGGAUACGCAUUGAAUGAAUUUAAUAAAUUCUCAGCAAUCAGAUCUAACUAUGCCCGAUUCUUUUAAAUGACUCGACCCCCUCAUUUAUAAUGAAUAUGCAUUACGUAAUUAAACAAUUGUCUCACUAGCAGUAGAAUCAAGAGUUAUAUAUCUAAUAAAAUAAAACGGUACGAACUUAUCACAUUGUUUAAUCAAAAAAAAAAAAA